This is a messenger RNA of Lolium rigidum, 1017 nucleotides long. Its product is annotated as probable xyloglucan endotransglucosylase/hydrolase protein 28. The record is from RefSeq and is a predicted model, not a curated record. Lineage: Eukaryota; Viridiplantae; Streptophyta; Magnoliopsida; Poales; Poaceae. Gene Ontology annotation, biological process: xyloglucan metabolic process; cell wall biogenesis. The transcript is spliced from 4 exons. The coding region runs from base 1 to 1017 and encodes 338 amino acids. Gene Ontology annotation, cellular component: apoplast; cell wall. Gene Ontology annotation, molecular function: xyloglucan:xyloglucosyl transferase activity; hydrolase activity, hydrolyzing O-glycosyl compounds.
AUGGCUUCCAGCUCACCGUCCCCUCGUCCUUCCCGGCGCCUCCUCCCCGUCCUCGCCGUGGCGGCCGUCGUGCUGCUGCUAGGCCCCGGCGGCGGCGUUGAGGCCAGGCAGCCGCCGCCGCUCCACGGCGUGCGGCCCAUGGCCUUCGAGGAGGGCUACACCCAGAUCUUCGGCAGCGCCAACCUCGCCCUCCGCGGCGAAGGCAGGCGCGUCCACCUCUCCCUCGACGAGGCCACCGGCGCCGGGUUCGCCUCCCAGGACCUCUUCCUCCACGGCUUCUUCAGCGCCGCCGUCAAGCUCCCCGCCGACUACGCCGCUGGCGUUGUCGUCGCCUUCUACCUGACGAACGGCGACAGGUACGAGAAGACCCACGACGAGCUGGACUUCGAGUUCCUGGGCAACGUGCGCGGCCGCGAGUGGCGGGUGCAGACCAACGUCUACGGCAACGGCAGCACCGGCGCCGGCAGGGAGGAGCGCUACGACCUCCCCUUCGACCCCACCGACGACUUCCACCACUACUCCAUCCUCUGGACCAAGCACCGCAUCAUAUUCUACGUGGACGAGACGCCGAUCAGGGAGGUGGCGCGGACGGAGGCCAUGGGCGCGGCGUUCCCCUCCAAGCCCAUGUCCCUCUACGCCACCAUCUGGGACGGCUCCGCCUGGGCCACCCUCGGCGGCCGCUACCGGGUCGACUACAAGUACGCGCCCUUCGUCGCCCAGUUCGGCGACCUCGUCAUGCAGGGCUGCCCCGUCAGCAACAACCCCGCGGCGGCGGCGCCGGCGUCGUGCGGCACGCCAUGGUACGAGGCGGCCGCUUCCCUGUCCGGCGAGCAGCGCAGGGCGAUGGCGGCCUUCAGGCGCGGCCACAUGUCCUACUCCUACUGCCACGACCGGCGCCGCUACCCGGUCGCCCUGUCCGAGUGCGACGCCGCGCGGCUCCGCCGCCUGUUCGGCCCGGACGGGAUGAAGUACGGCCGCCGUGGAGCGCGCGGCCGCCGCUCCGACGUCGUCAUGUGA